Molecule: messenger RNA, 1829 nt
Organism: Nycticebus coucang (slow loris)
Lineage: Eukaryota; Metazoa; Chordata; Mammalia; Primates; Lorisidae
Gene: ECSIT
Product: ECSIT signaling integrator
Exons: 10
Coding region: 421-1719 (432 amino acids)
Cellular component (GO): mitochondrion
Source: RefSeq, a predicted model, not a curated record
UCUGUGGGGCAUCAUGGCGGCGCCCAGCAGCAAGACCAGCCGGCCUUAAGUCCACGACUGACCGCGUGAGUAGGUGAGACAAAUGAUUCAGAGAUUAAGGCCCUUGCCAGAGCUCAAGCCAUAACUUAGCAGCGAAGCGGGAAUUGGAACCCGUGUCUAUCUGUUUUCACCAAGGGGCCCAGAAUCCCGGCAGCCAGCCUCAAGCGCUCCUGCACGUAUACUCUACCUCGGGGGCCCGAUUUAUAGUUUUUGGCCGGGGCUCGGUUUGAACCCGCCACCUCUGGCAUAUGGGGCUGGCGCCUACUCCUCUGAGUCACAGGUGCCGCCCCAGAACAGAGAUCUUUAAUUGUAACAGUCACCGAAAUCUGUCUUGUGAAUAAGAAAACCAUAGGAGCUGGUGACUGUCUGGCAAACAGAGGCAUGAGCUGGGUCCGAGCCAUCUUGCUAGCCCGAGGCCUCUCUAAGAGCUGGGGAGGCAUCUGCGGGGCUACCCUCACUAGAGCUCCCAUCUCUCAGGUGCCUCCCCAGCCCCCUCGGGGCCUCCAUCGUAGCAUAGCUGCCCACAACUCCGAAUUGUCACUGGUUCCAGGCCCACCUGAGCUCCAGCGGAGGCCCAUUAGGGCCCUGGCGCCCCACGAGGACCUGUUCAGACAGGCGCCGGGUGGCGAGCGGGACAAGGCGAGCUUCGUGCAGGCCGUGCAGAGCUUUGGGCAGCGCAAUGUGCGCAAGCGGGGCCACGUGGACUUCAUCUACCUGGCCCUGCGCAAGAUGCAGGAGUACGGCGUGGAGCGCGACGUGGCCGUGUACAACCUGCUGCUGGAUGUCUUCCCCAAGGAGGUCUUCCGGCCUCGAAACAUCAUCCAGCGCAUCUUCGUCCACUACCCACGGCAGCAGGAGUGCGGGAUUGCCGUCCUGGAGCAGAUGGAAAAUAACGGGGUGAUGCCUGACAAGGAGACUGAGUUCCUGCUGAUUCAGAUAUUUGGACGAAAAAGCUACCCCAUGCUUAAGUAUUUGCGCAUGAAGCUGUGGUUCCCCCGAUUCAAGAACAUCAACCCCUUCCCCAUUCCCCGAGACUUGCCCCAGGAUCCUGUGGAUCUGGCCCAGUUGGGCCUGCGGCACAUGGAGCCCGACCUUAGUGCCAAGGUCACCAUCUACCAGAUGCCUGUGUCCAACAACUCCACAGGUGCAUCGGAUCCCACCAAGCCCCACAUUGUAGGAAUCCAAAGUCCUGAUCAGCAGGCUGCCCUGGCCCGCCACAACCCAGCCCGACCUGUCUUUGUUGAGGGCCCCUUCUCCCUGUGGCUUCGCAACAAAUGUGUCUAUUACCACAUCCUCAGAGCUGACUUGCUACCUCCUGAGGAGAGGGAAGGGGAAGAGAUCCCAGAGGAGUGGAACCUCUACUAUCCAAUGCAGCUGGACCUGGAGUAUGCGAGAAGCAGCUGGGAUGACUAUGAAUUUGACAUUGAUGAAGUGGAGGAAGGCCCCAUCUUCGCCAUGUGCAUGGCAGGUGCCCAUGACCAGGCAACACUGGCCAAGUGGAUCCUGGGCCUGCAGGAGACCAACCCAGCCCUGGCCCAGAUCCCUGUGGUUUUCCGCCUGGCGGGGUCCACCGGGGAGCUCCUGACAACCUCCCCAGGGCUGGAGGAGCAACCCCCACCAUCACCUGAGGGCCAAGAGAAAGAACACACUGUGCAGCGACAGCAGCAGGGCCAGAGUUGAGACUGAGCAGGUCGCAGGGCACAGACUAUGGCCCGAGGAGGGCAUGGACUGGUGUGGAAGCCAUGAGAUGACCUUUAAGUGGACAGCAAAUAAAAGUUGUCCUGCUUGGA